Molecule: messenger RNA, 2849 nt
Organism: Myxocyprinus asiaticus (Chinese sucker)
Lineage: Eukaryota; Metazoa; Chordata; Actinopteri; Cypriniformes; Catostomidae
Product: myotubularin-related protein 9-like
Exons: 8
Coding region: 1243-2580 (445 amino acids)
Biological process (GO): negative regulation of autophagy
Source: RefSeq, a predicted model, not a curated record
AGACCUGGAGUCUAUGAAUGUUCUCUGUGGGAUGCCAGGAAACAAAUAUUUGGGACUGCAUGUUCUGAGUUUCCAGUUUUAAUACAAAUAAAUCUAGUAUUUCUAAUAUCAACUCAUUUUAAACCUGGUCACCCCAAAUCUAGUCUCACGUAGCCUGACCUUUGACUAAAGAUCUGGGAUCUAUAGCAGUUUCAGUUGGCCAAGAACCGCCCACUUGGACAGAAAAAGCCCUCUAAUUGACAUGUAAAGCGAUCAGUCACAGUCGGUUUUGAAAUGUCUGUGCCUCCAAACAAAACAUGCACUUUAACAGUCAUCUACAGUGUAUUACAAUAAAAAAAUACUAGAAAUAUUUUAUAUUAAUAAUUCUGAUUUAUUCCAUAAACAGUGAUGACAGUGACAUGGCUCUGUUAAAUAUUCAACAAAUAAAGCUUUUUAUAGCCUAUAUAUAUUUAUCAGAUGAAGGGUUUUUGCCACAGAGGAAUAUGGUGAAAAAAAAAAAAAACUAUCAGCAACUACCGGUGUUGAUUUUUUCCGAUAACCGACAGUUCCAAAAAGUAACUAUCAACACUGAUUAAUCUUUAAAACAGAUUUAUCGGUUGACCUCUAGUAGAGAGUGCAAGUACAGCACAGAAAACCUCAUUAUAGAGAAUUUCACAGACAUAACCAAAUAAACAAAGCAGAAAAUGCAGUUCUGCACGUGGAUAUCUGCAACGUGCCUCAAACAAAACUCUUAAUAUCUUUAAAAGAUUUGAGUUUACUAACCAAGCAAGCUUGGACAAAUCUGGUGUUUAUUUUGUUAUCAAAAGCGCUCAUUAUCUCAACACGGAACCUUGUGAACACAGUUGUUUCCAGGCAGACUGAUAAAACAUCCUGUGCGCUUCUACUCGUGGAAGUUCCAUCAAACCAGCCAAUAAGAUUUGACUUUUUUCUUCUGUGGAACACAAAUGAAGAUAUUUUAAAGGGGACCAGCCAUCUGGAUUACCUUUAUGCUGCCUUUAUGUCCUUUUUGGAGCUUGAAAGUUAUGAACCCCACUAACUCACAUUGUAUGGACAAAAACGUAAUACCUUUGUCUCUGUUUCACAGCAGAAACAGUUUAGAUGGCAUAAGGGUGAGUAAAUGAGAAGAGAAUUACCUUUUUUGGAUGAACUAAACUAUUAAAGCUUACAAGAUUCCUCUUAUUUUCAUUUACAAGUCUUUGCUAAAACUUGGAGGCACAAAGUGCUAUGAAAGGCCCUUAAAAUAUGGCAAUCUGCCCCUGCAUUCUUACAUUGAUAUCAGUAUUUUUAAAUAGUACCCUUAAUGUACUAGGGCAAAUGUUGAUACAGAGUUAUGCUGUCCUCCCUCAGACAGAUGAAUGGAGACUGAGCAAGGUAAAUAAAGACUUCAGCGUGUGCCCCUCCUACCCCUCCCUGCUGACCGUGCCCAAAGACAUCGAUGAUGAAACUCUCUGCAAAGCUGCUUCCUUCCGCCAUGGUGGCCGCUUCCCUGUGCUCAGUUACUACCACAAGAAAAAUGGCAUGGUGAUGAUGCGAGCAGGGCAGCCACUAACAGGAACCAAUGGGCGUCGCUGCAAAGAGGAUGAGAAACUGAUCAAUGCCACGCUUUCCGCAGGGAAGCGUGGUUACAUCAUUGACACUCGGACGAUAGCUGUAGCUCAGCAGGCUAAAGCUCGUGGAGGUGGAUUUGAACAGGAAGCUAACUACCCACAGUGGAGGAGGAUCCAUAAAGCUAUUGAGAGGUCCAUUGUUCUGCAGGAGAGUCUGAUAAAGCUGGUGGAGGCGUGCAAUGAUCAAUCUCACAGCAUGGACCGCUGGCUCAGUAAACUUGAGGCCUCCAACUGGCAGAGUCAUGUAAAGGAAAUCCUUACUACUGCUUGCCUGGCUGCACAGUGCAUUGAUAGGGAAGGGGCUUCGGUGUUAGUUCAUGGCACAGAGGGCACAGAUUCCACACUGCAGGUGACUUCACUAGCCCAGAUCAUCCUCGAUCCAGCAUGCAGGACCAUACGUGGCUUUGAGGCUCUGAUUGAACAAGAGUGGUUACAGGCCGGUCACCCGUUCCAGCAGCGUUGUGCUCAGUCUGCGUACUCCAACGGAAAGCUGCGCAGUGAAGCGCCUGUCUUCCUGCUCUUCCUGGACUGUGUGUGGCAGAUCCUGCGUCAGUUCCCAUGCUCCUUCCAGUUUAACGAGAACUUCCUGAUCAUGCUUUUCGAGCAUGCCUAUGCCUCACAGUUUGGCACUUUCCUUGGAAACAGAGUGGCCGAGAGGGUGAAGCUACAGUUGUCUCAGAAAACCGUAUCUCUGUGGUCAUGGGUGAACAGACCUCAGGAGUUGGAGCGAUUUCUCAACCCACUGUAUGAGCCCAAUAACCUGGUGAUCUGGCCCUCUGUUGCCCCUCAGAGCCUGUUGCUGUGGGAGGGGGUGUUCCUUCGCUGGAAUCGCUCCACAAAAUGUUUUGAUGAGGCUUAUCAGGAGAUGGUCCAUAUUAUAGAGUACAACAAGGAGCUGCAGAACAAAGUGAACAGCCUCCGGAGACAGCUGGCCCAGCUCGAGACGGAAGACAGCCCACUGCAGACUCCAUAAAACAUGCCAGUCCAGCAUACUGAGAGAUUUAAACAGAAUGGUACAGAUCUGAUUUGUCAUCUCUGUACUACUAAAAUACACAGAUCAGCCACAACAUUAAAAUCACCUGCCUUAUAUUGUGUAGGUCCCCCUUGUGCUGCCAAAUCAGUGCCAACCCACAUCUCAGAAUAGCAUUCUGAGAUGAUUUUCUGCUCACUACAAUUGUACAGGGUGGUUAUCUGAGUUACUGUAGACUCUGUCUGUUCGAACCAGUCUGGCCAUUCUCUGUU